UUUUAUUCCUAUUUUCUUUGGAUGACCAUGACACUAAGUGACUAACACUAAGAAAUCAAGAAAUAGUCUACUAAGAACAAAACUAACUAUAAUUAUUAUUAUAUAAUAAUUAAUAAAUAAUAAAUAAAAACUUAUUAAUAUUAAAAAAUAAAUUAAAUAAUAAUUGAAAUAAUAAUAAACAACAAGAAUAAAAUAUUCAAAUAUGGGGGAAAAAAGCAUCAGGAACCUUUUCAGUACCCCUAAGAAUAAUCGCGUCAAUAGUUUGCCAUUAGGAUCAUAUUUAGCUGGGAUUAAUCAUAAUAAUAGUAAUAAUAACAAUGAAAAAACAAACAUAAUAAAAAAAGGAACUCUGGAAAAACAAAGUGUGAAAUUUUUUUCCUCUUGGAAGAUUCGUACCGUCAUACUUACUGAAAAUGUCCUAAUCUGCUAUGAGAACGAAAACAAGAUGACUCCGAUCUAUCUAGAAGGCAAGAGCGUCUCAGAAGUCGAUGUCAGUGAGCUCGGCAGCGGUUUGGCAGCGUCAUCCUCAUCGUCGUCGUCGUCAUCAAAACUCUCUGGGGAUGUUUUUGCCGCCAAGACUGACGAAGAUAGGAAAGAAUGGGUGAAAUGCCUGAAAAGGGUUCUCUACGCUAAAUCAGGAGGAGCUAUAUUUGGUAUGACUCUUGAUGACGUCAUGAUGUAUCAACGAAGGAAAUACAUCAACAACAACGCCAUCAACAACAGCAAUGACGUCUUUAACAACAACAUCAGCAACAACAACAGCAGCAGCAGCAGCAGCAGCAACAACAACAACAGCAACAACAACAACAUUAGCAACAUAUUUAACAACGACAAAUACACAGUACCCGAUAUUGUGUACAUGUGUGUUGAGUUCAUACUGCAGUACGGUUUACAUACAGAUGGCAUUUUUAGACUCUCAAGCAAGGCUUCCUGCAUAUGGAUGCUGCAAGACCAGUUUGAUCGAGGCUUGAGACCUCCUCUGGACCCCCUCCUCAAUAAUAAUAAUAAUAAUAACAACAACAAUAAUAAUAAUAAUACUAAUAACAAUGGUUAUAAUAAUCAUAUUAAUAAUGAUGGACUUAAUAUUAGGAACGCUAAUAACUGUAAUGAUCUCGUUAAUGACAGCAAUAGUACUACUACUACAACUACUACUGCUACUGCUGCUGCUGCUUUUACUACAACUACAACUACUACUACUACUACUAAUAAUAAUAAUAACAAUAGCGUUCAACAGUGGCAACAGCCAAUAGCAAAGGCCCUUUCGACGCCUCUAAAAUUAGACCAAAUUGCUAUGACAUCAUCGCCAAAAAUAACCUUGACGUCAUCGUCGCUAAAAAUAACUCCAUCCUCAUCAUCACCAUUGCAAGCUUCAUCGUCACAAACAUCAUCAUCAUCGUCAUCACAAACAUCAUCAUCAUUAUCGUCAUCAUCACAGACAUCAUCAUCGUCGUCGUCAUCAUCACCUGUGCUGCUAAAUAUAGCACCGACCGAUGUACACACGGUGGCAUCUCUGCUGAAAUCGUAUCUUAUUCAGAUGCCGGAUACCGUUAUACCGAACAAAUACUACGAAGCCAUUAUGACCGUUGUAACUCGAGAGUACAAUAUCAAUAGAGAGGCGUCCAUAGAUAAAAUAUCCGAUGUUAUAUCUAUGCUACCCUGCCAUCACUACAAUUUGUUAAGAUAUUUAAGCGCCUUCUUGAAAGUCGUGGGCGAUAAUGAGUGCUACAACAGGAUGUCUUACUCGAAUUUGGCCAAAGUUUUCUGUAACGCUAUUCUUCAACCUGAGGUUGAUGACCCCGCCCUAUUGAUGGGCACAGCCGAUAAUAGGGCUACGGCCGUCCUGAUAAUAAUCUCGAAUUUCGACCGAAUCUUUAAACUAGAUAAAAAAGAACCGGAUAUCAGGCCCCAGUCUAGAGCUAGAUACUCAACAAUCACGUCAGUCUCAAGUCUGGACUCGAACGAUGACUCUAUUAGUUCUACUUCAACGAAGUCUGAUUCCAACUUAACGCUCGUAAAACCGAAUUUUCCUUAUUCUCCUACUGCUACUGCCGGAUUGGGGGAUAAAAUUAGGGGGGUCAGGAGGGGGUCGUCAAGUCAGCUUUUACCUAGUUUUAGUUUUAACCGGUUUAGAAAUAAGCCAUUCACUAAGGGCGUUGUUCGAAAGACCAGACUGAGUAGAGGUGAUGAUAAUGAUGAUAAUGACGAUGAUAAUGAUACAUUGAACAAUAGUAAUAAUAAUAAUAAUAGCAUCAAUAAUAAUAAUAAUAACAACGACAACAACGUUAAUGCCAUAUUCGGAUUUUUUCAACGUUUCGGUCCAGGCAACGCUAAAAAGGCUCCAGAACAUAAUAAUAAUAAUAAUAAUAAUAAUAAUAAUAAUACUGCAACUACUACUUUUGAUUCUACUACUGCUGCUGCUGCUACUGCUGCUACUUAUACUUCGGCCAUUAGUUUUAACGUAAAUUCUGGUGUGAUUAAAAGUCCUGACAAAACUGCUACUACUAUCAAUACUGCUACUACUACUACUACAACAACAACAACAACAACUACUACUACUACUGCUAAUAAUAAUAAUAAUUAUAAUAAUGAAAACAACGACGAUGAAGAUGACGAUAAUGACUCGAAAAUGGCGAUUUACCGAAAGACUAGACCGAGUUCGAAGCGCCAAAGCAUACGACGAACCAGUUCACUGCUGGGACUAGCUACUAAAGAGAAAGAACACCUACUGGCCGAGCUACUGGAAGACAGCGCCAAGUUUCACCACAGAAAAAUUCCCUACGAUUUGUUAGAUGGUACUUCUAGUAGCUACAGCAGUAGCCACAGUGCCGACACGGACGUGCUUUCACUUGUUAGGCUUGAUGCCAAAGAUAUGAAUGGGGAUGAGCUGGUGGAGUACUGCGCUAAGCUGAAACUACAGCUUGUUAUCACUCAUGAAGAGUCAAUUGAGAAGGAAAGAAAAAUCGAAUUCCUAAACGAGCAAUUAGCUAACAGUAAGAACGAGCUGAAGAUGGCCGUUGACAAAGUCGUCCAACUCCAAGCCACACUGGAGAGUUAUGCCACUAAAUACGAUUAG
This is a messenger RNA of Helobdella robusta, 3073 nucleotides long. RefSeq lists its product as hypothetical. The coding region runs from base 203 to 3073 and encodes 956 amino acids. The record is from RefSeq and is a predicted model, not a curated record. Gene Ontology annotation, biological process: signal transduction; activation of GTPase activity. Gene Ontology annotation, molecular function: GTPase activator activity. The transcript is spliced from 10 exons. Lineage: Eukaryota; Metazoa; Annelida; Clitellata; Rhynchobdellida; Glossiphoniidae.